Pomacea canaliculata is the source of this 3684-nucleotide messenger RNA. RefSeq lists its product as uncharacterized. NCBI's taxonomy places the organism in Eukaryota, Metazoa, Mollusca, Gastropoda, Architaenioglossa, Ampullariidae. The transcript is spliced from 12 exons. The coding region runs from base 1022 to 3442 and encodes 806 amino acids. Gene Ontology annotation, molecular function: DNA-binding transcription factor activity, RNA polymerase II-specific; RNA polymerase II cis-regulatory region sequence-specific DNA binding. Gene Ontology annotation, cellular component: nucleus. Gene Ontology annotation, biological process: cell fate specification; regulation of transcription by RNA polymerase II; positive regulation of DNA-templated transcription. The record is from RefSeq and is a predicted model, not a curated record.
AUCCAUAGUCUUCCUCACUCACUCCUGUGGAUGGUACACACCGCAUGGCAUCACAUGGGGGAGACAAAUCCUUACUUACAAAGCGGGUGGCGGUCUCUGAUCUGUCGUCACCCGGGUGACGGGCUACUUGCAGUGACCACCCAGUCUUUGUCACACCCGCCCUAGGGUACAACCCUCGUCACCGAUGAGGUCACUGGACAGGCUGAUGUAAUGUUAUCGCAUCCUGUAGAGUGUAGACCGUGGCGGGUUCUCACUGUCUUUAUUUCUGUAGCUUCAUCUCAUUUGUUCGACAACCUAUUUUUUCAAGUCUUCAUUUUACUUUUUUCUGCACUUUGUUUACCUUCCAUCUUUCAUGCUGGUUUUUUUUUUUGUUUUUUUUUUUUUUUUUUAAAAUUGACUUUCGUGGGAGAGGGUGGUUUACGUUUAUUUACUAUCUUGGGUUUAUCUUCAAAAUCCUUCUCUUGUUUUGUUUUCAAUGAUGGUACUGGGGCGACUUUCUUUACAUGGACAUUGUCGAAGAGAACUCUAUCACAGCUGUUUGUUAAACAUUUAUUUAUGUCGUGUAAAAACAUAUUUACACACCAUGUAAAUACAUUCGUACAUAACAGUUAAUGGAGGCUUAUCAGCACAAAGUGACAAAAAGACUACAGGGUCUCGUCUUCAGGAUUCAAACACCGAUAGCCAGCUGUUAGCGAUAACACCACCAGCGUCUGCCAACGCUCCGGCAGAAGGUCUCAUGCUUCAAGUCGAGUUCUUGUAGACACCGUAGCCAGACAUGACCCGGCGCGUGAUAACACACCUGUACACACCUGUUGCUUCCGAAAACUCUCCGGUUUGGUUCUCAAGCACCGACUCCUGUUGUAAAGAGCUGGCGGCGGAAACAAGCGGUCAGCCCGAGUUCUGACCUUUUUUUUUUUUAACGAAUAAACUCCACCCUCAGGCCUUUCUCAGAUAACAACAGACGGCAUCAAAGUGCGCCGCAGCAGACGAGUUUUGUGUUGAAACAAGUCAAGGGGACAUAAUGGAAGAAGAACAACGUCCAACCGUGACGUCACAAGAGAACAUCACCGUCGUCGAGAAGUUUGACGGUUCAGUGAAGCUGCGGUUGCUGGACGCUGCGCUAUGGCAUUCCUUUCAUCAGGAGGGCACAGAAAUGAUCAUCACCAAGGCUGGCAGACGGAUGUUCCCCUUCGUGAUGGUGACUCUGGAGGGGCUGAGCCCCACCCUGCUGUACUCGGUGCACCUGCAGGUCGUGCCGUGCGACAACCGCCAGUACAAGUUCUGUCAGCGGCGCUGGGUCAGCGUGACCGACGCACCCACCGGUCCCGCACCCAUCCCGGGUACCACCUACCUCCAUCCCGCCUCACCCAACCGCGGCUCCUUCUGGUGCCAGGAGAUGGUGUCCUUCGCCAAACUCAAGAUCACCAACAACAAACAUUCGCAAGGGAACAUCGUCCUGCAGUCCAUGCGCAAGUACAUGGUGCAGAUCAUCGUGCGCGAAGACCUCAGUGACGUUCAGUACGUGUUUCCGCUUCCGGAGACGGUGUUCGUGGCCGUCACACAGUAUCAGAACGAGAACAUCACCCGGAUGAAGAUCACUCACAACCCUUUCGCUAACGGCUUCAAGUACGCACACGUCACCGGGAAUGAAGAUGCCAACACAAACGGACCUCGAUCAGAUGUCACGAAAUCGAAGGACACCAAACAUAAAAGCAGCUCUGCGUCUGGCACGAAAUCCUCGACCAAAACAGCUCGAGCCAAGGCAACGGUUACUCCUCAAACACUCUCCUCCACGGCACUUGUGUCCCCUGUUCUUGACACUCCUGCUGUCAAACUUGAGGACUGCACCCCUGAUACCCGCCUGUCCAGUCCGCCACCUUACGACUCAACCCAGAUAGAACAGACAGAAAACUCCGAGGACAGAGAUUCGACCCCUUCAAUGACAACAACCGCACAGUUCAGGUUCCAGCACAGUGACCGUUAUUCCGAAGAAAGAAAAUCCCCGGCUUCAUGGUCCAGAAGUCAGGGAAGAAAAGUGAAGAAUGAAGACGAUGAUGAUACGUGCGAUGUCGAAGAUCGCGAACUUAAAAUGCAAACUGACCCUCACAAGACAUCAUCGAAGUCGCCAUCAUCGGUGUCCAAGGCAGGCGACGAGGAGUCGACACAACACCUUGAGAAUAACAAUGGAAAGACAAUUGCGGGCGACAUGUUCACUCAUUUGGACCAGUCGUCCACAGUGUCGCCCCCACUAUCGCUUGCAGGAGAGACUGAGAGAGAUGUCUUCAAACCUCCAGCCAUGCGUAAAGCGAACCCCCGCAAAAGGUCAACAAACAAACGGUCGCCUGGACUUCCUGCGUCCACAACCUCGGACAUGGAGUGGUGCAAGAGUCCAGUGUCAUCUUGUAAUCUGGACCUCCCAGAUGACUGCGUGGUGAAGUUCGACCAUGGAGUGCAGCUGCUCCUCCACGACUGCGGCCUGUGGAAAAGCUUCCAGGCACGUGGUCAGGAGCUCAGCAUCGGGAAAGAUGGCAGGCACAUGUUCCCUGUCAUAACCAUUUCCCUUCGUGGUCUGGACCCUGCCCGGAUGUACUCAGUGUGGCUCAACCUGACAACAGCAGACGAUAUUUUCUCCAACAUUCAAAGCGGGACAUUGAACUCAGUGUUUGCCCUUCAUCGAACCCCUACCACCGUGCAGCCCUAUAUGCACCCCUUCUCUCCGAUGCCUGGCUUGGCGUGGAUGAAAGACAGGAUCGCCUUCAGCGAGGUCCGGGUGACCCUAGACUCGACUCUGGAUGAUUCUUCUUCGCUGAAGCUGCUCCGCAACCGCCGCUACCAGCCGCAGAUCCUGGUGCGGGAGGAGGAGGAGGUCGCUGUCGGUGGUUUCGGCAGCUCCGGGGACCUUCUGUUCUUCCCCUUGUCGGAAACCACCUUCAUCGCUGCUUCUCAAGCCCCAAGUCCCCAGCCGGAGGUCCGGAAAGCCAAGAAAAGGGUCAGCACCUUGACCAGCACUACCGUCAAGAAAGAAUGUCCAGAAAGGUUGCCAGACCCGGUGACUUACCCUCUGCAGUUCGCGGCGCCUGACCUCAGGACGUUGCCAUGGAAUCCUGCGUUUAUGAGCCGCACACCUGAGCCAACUCAUCGCUUGAACAACCUGUUGUGCAUGCCUGCCAUGCCACAGCUCCAUCCUGCGCACCUGGGCCUGCCAACCAAUCGCCUGCCGCCAUCAUCCCCUGUACAGCCCAUGACGUCAUAUCCUCUACAGUCGCUGUUACAUCAGUUUCGCUCACCCUUGCACGCGGCGUAUGGACUUGCCUUGCCCGCCAUCAACCCUCUGCCAUUCCUGUACUACCCCUAUUCCAUGAGUUCCCUAAGCUCCCUUUCUCCUACAGAGUCCCCUAAAGUCCUCGAUCUUUCCUCACAGACGGGUCAAGGAAACAGAUAAUGGACUGAAGUGAGGCUACCUGAUACAUUCCAUGUUGCCACUGUACAGAAUUAGUCCUGUAUCUUAGUCUGUCAUGAAUAAACACUCUUCAUAAAUCCUGAUAACAAACUACCUGCAAUGAUUAUGAAGUGCUCAUGUAAAUAUUUCUCGGAAUUUGUCAAGUAAGGUAACUUCACAUUCUGAUUGCUGUAUAUUGUUCUAUAAUCAAGUAUCUUUGUAUGACAUUAUUUCAAUAAACCAAU